GUAUUAAUUUUGCAUUUUACAGGCUAAGCAUAAUUCAACCAAUCACAAUGCGCGAUGUACAGCUUGGUAAUGUUGAAUACUGAAAUUUAUUUGUAUUAUUUCAUUCUGUUUGUUGACUUUGUUUUGGGAACUUAACGGCGCUGUGCCUACAACUAGUAUAUUGUCAUCGAUUAUGGAACGAUUAUGGAUAUCUCUUUGUUUUCUUGUUAUAGCAGCUAUUGCUGUCAACAGUGUGUCUGCAAUGUUUCUUCCGAAAAGUAAUAAAUUCCGAUGUAGUUUAUGUGAGGACAAAGACAUGUUAAGGUGUGCUGACUUGAAGUGUCCGCUCGGUUCUACUCCUGUUAUGGAUACAUGCGGUCGCUGUAAAAUAUGCGGAAAGACGGAGCAAGAGGAAUGUGGGGGCGUCUGCAAUAUGUUUGGUUUUUGUUCUGAAGGUCUUCAAUGCUACACCGGUCCACUGGACACUCACAAGAAAGUCGAUGUACGCAUGAUUGCAGAGAAGUUCACAAAUGCGGGCAAAUGUAUGAAACCAUCGG
This is a messenger RNA of Anneissia japonica, 536 nucleotides long. RefSeq names its product insulin-like growth factor-binding protein 2-A. Lineage: Eukaryota; Metazoa; Echinodermata; Crinoidea; Comatulida; Comatulidae. Gene Ontology annotation, biological process: regulation of cell growth; regulation of signal transduction. The record is from RefSeq and is a predicted model, not a curated record. Gene Ontology annotation, cellular component: extracellular region. Gene Ontology annotation, molecular function: insulin-like growth factor binding.